AUGGCUAUCGAAGUUGUUCCGCUCCCCACACCCGCCACUCUUGACGCUUCCAAGCUCCCGAAUUUUGGCCGCGAGGUCCGAGGCGUCAAGCCCGGUAGCCUGUCUCCGGAGGAGUUCAAGGAGGUCCACGAUCUGCUUUACAAGCAUGGCGCCCUCCUGUUCCGCAAUGCAGACCUCUCCCCCGAGCAGCAGUAUGCCUUGACCAAGGCAUUUGACCCGUCUUCCGAGAGCUACGGCCACGGCAACAACAAGACCGGCGCCGAGAAGAAGUCCAUCCUCCACCCCGACCUGAAGACGAUCCCUCGCGUGCCCCAGGUGCAGCUGAUCGGCAACGGCGUGGUCCACGACCACGAGGGCCUUGCCGAAGCCAAGCUCAAGCACCCGUCCCACACCACCUUCCACAAGACGCGUGUCUCUCCCGAGGACGAGGCCAAGGGCUACACCCGCUACUACCGUUGGCACAUCGACGCUGCGCUCUACGACCUCUCGCCGCCGAAGGUUACGACGCUCUACGGCGUGACGGUGCCGAAGGGCCCGCGCCAGACCGUGCGCUACGACGACGGCACCGAGGACGAGCUCGAUGUGCCGCUGGGGACGACCGCGUUCGUGGACGGGCGGACGAUGUUCGAGAUCCUCCCGCCGGAGAUGAAGAGUCUCGCGGUGCGCUCGAAGGUGAAGUACUCCCCUCACCCGUACGUUUGGAUGGCGCCUGCGCGCGCGCUCCCGACGGGGCUGGGGAUCAUGUCGGAGGGUCUGGAGAUGUCGAAGGAGGAGCUGCCGGCGUUCGAGGAGUCCAAGGUCAAGGUCUUUCCCAUUCUUUGGAAGAACCCGGUCACGGGCGAGCUUCACUUCCAGGUCCACCCUUGUGGUGUCGCCGAGCUUCUUGUCGACCCUCUGCCCGAGGGUGCGAAGCGUGAAGGCGCUCUCUAUCCUGACGGUGCGCACCUCACGGAUCUCAAGGAAGUCCGCGACCUUCUCUACAAGAUGCAGCGUCCGGCUAUUGCACCCAACCUGGUUUACCCCCAUGACUGGCAAGAGAAGGACCUCGUGCUCUUCCACAACCGCGGCGUGCUGCACACGGUCGUCGGUGCGUUCACUCCCGAGACUGUUCGCGCCUUCCACCAGUGCAACCUCGCCGCGUCCGAAGACCCGGUUGGCCCCUCGGCUGAGGACGUGAAGGCGUGGGCUUGA
Messenger RNA from Epithele typhae, 1191 nucleotides. Its product is annotated as Clavaminate synthase-like protein. Bases 1 to 1191 code for a protein of 396 amino acids. The transcript is spliced from 6 exons. Lineage: Eukaryota; Fungi; Basidiomycota; Agaricomycetes; Polyporales; Epitheliaceae. Gene Ontology annotation, molecular function: oxidoreductase activity. The record is from RefSeq and is a predicted model, not a curated record.